GUUUAGUAUUAUGUGAACUCUGCUGGAGUUUGGAUGUAAUGUCUUUUGAUGUUAGUCAUAAUUAAAUAAAAGUUUAUGAAGUUUUUCGAUAAUGGAAUCUGUUCAAAAUACUCCUAACGGAAAUGAAACUACAGAUGAAGGCGAUGCAGGCUCAAGUGAAGAUCAACCCACAUCUUCAAAGUUUACUGUGCUAAUGGAGUUUCCUUUGUUUAUAACAAUGUUAGGUAUCGCUAUAUCGGGUGCACCGACAAGUAACCUUAUAAUGUAUCGAACUUGUAUACAUGCUCUGAACCAUUCUGUGGACGAAUGCAGAUCUUUUCUGUUACCUGAAGCCAUAAACCAUACGCAGCAGCUGGAAACUGAAGUACAGCACUAUGCGACCUUCGUGACUACAGCGAGGUCAGUGUUGCAGGCCGUGGUGCCCGCAAUCAUGACCAUGUUCAUUGGAGCGUGGUCUGAUAAACAUGGUAGGAGACCACUAGUGGUAUGGCCUAUACUGGGAAUAUUCAUAACCAGUGUUAUGAUGGUAGUAUACAGUAUGCUGCCAUCUCUCGGCCCAUGGUGGUAUGUGGUGAUAUCGCUGCCGUUUUCUUUGAGUGGUGGCUUCGUGGUUCUAUAUGUUGGAAGUAUGUGUUACGCUAGUGAUGACAGCACUACAGAAAACAGAACAGCAAGGUAAUAUUUACUUAAUAAUCUAGGACUUCUAUCUAUACUAAUAAUAAAGCUGUUGUUUGUCUGUUUGAUUG
Diatraea saccharalis (sugarcane borer) is the source of this 746-nucleotide messenger RNA. NCBI's taxonomy places the organism in Eukaryota, Metazoa, Arthropoda, Insecta, Lepidoptera, Crambidae. The record is from the annotation of a GenBank genome assembly.